Molecule: messenger RNA, 1203 nt
Organism: Hirsutella rhossiliensis
Lineage: Eukaryota; Fungi; Ascomycota; Sordariomycetes; Hypocreales; Ophiocordycipitaceae
Product: tryptophan dimethylallyltransferase domain-containing protein
Exons: 4
Coding region: 1-1203 (400 amino acids)
Biological process (GO): alkaloid metabolic process
Molecular function (GO): prenyltransferase activity
Source: RefSeq, a predicted model, not a curated record
AUGGCGGAAAACGCACUCACCGGAGGCCGCGGUACGCCAAAAGCAUGGGCGGCCCUGCAACCCUUGAUGCCCCCCCUCCACACGGAUAGCGACUACUGGUGGAAGCUGUCGGGGCCCUGUCUGGCUACAUUGAUGGAAGCAGCCGGAUAUUCCGCCGAGAAGCAGUUCGAGGCCCUUGUCUUCCACUACCACUGGAUUAUACCCUACAUGGGCCCAGCGCCAUCAGUAGACGGCAAGCUCAAAUGGCCAUCCAUGUUCAGCAAGCUCAACGGCAUGCCCAUGACGUACUCGUGGAAAUGGAAUACGCCUACUGCGAAGCCCGAGGUCCGCUACACUCUCGAGGCGACCAACCUACUGAGCGGCAGCGAAAUGGAUCCACUAAACCAGGAUCCGACAAACGAGCUCCUGCGCCGCCUUCGAUCUGUGCUGCCUUCUCUCGAUCUCACAUGGAUGGACCAUUUCCUCUCAACUCUCUACGACGACGAUCGACAAAAGUACACUCUGGAAGCUGUUUCGGGGGCCAAGCUUGCGUCGACCACAUUGGUGUCUGCCGAGUUUGCACACAAGGGCUUGACCAUGAAGACGUGGUUUAUACCCCGUAAGCUGGGCUAUGACCAUGGCAAGAUCCCCAUGGAGCUUUGGGAACAGAGCCUCGCGCAGUUGGAUCCUGCAAACGCCGCUCGAGCCGCGGUAUAUGACUUUAUAAAGACCUCGUCCGAGGGGAAAAUGCUCAGCCCCUUGCGAUACAGCAUGCUUGGCGUUGAUAAUGUCACUCCAUCCAAGUCGCGUAUUAAAAUGUACUUUCGCACGCCGCACACGAGCUUCGCCUCUGUCCGGGAAGUCAUGACUUUGGGCGGUCGCAUUGCCUUUCCGGAAACCAAGAUGCAGGAACUGAAAAGCUUGGUUGCCGCCGUGGCUUGUCUGAACCCCGACUUUGAUGACAAUUCCGAGGUGCGGCCAACGCCUGGACAAGGUUCCGGUUCCAAAGGAAUUUCUUCCGAUCUGCCUGCGAUUCUAUCUGGAUUCAUCUACUAUUUCGACAUUGCGCCCGGCGGUACACUCCCUGACAUUAAGCUCUACAUUCAACAGCGAUAUCUCGGUCAAGAUGAUGCUUCCAUGGCCAACGGCGUCAUGAGUUGGAUGGAGAACCAUGGCAGAGGCCAGUUUUGCCAGAGUUGGAACGAACUGGGGAGCUUGAUAUAA